CCAAAAAGCAUUUUUACCUCCAAAAAUUUUGAAAUUCUCCCGCGUCAUCCUCUCCUCCUCCAUUUUCUUCUCCCUCAAACGCCAUUCAAUACUAUUCAACCUUCUGCAAUUUCUCAAAUUGAGGGCACAGAGAGCGAAAGAGCACAAAAUGGCGAAAAUGGGAAAGCCAAGCCGCUCGAAAAAACAAGAGACCGCCUGCAAAGGAAAAGUAACUCCGGCCCAGAUCGCGUUCAUUGUGGAUCGUUACCUUUCUGAAAACAAUUACACCAAUACGCACACUGCUUUCCGGUCCGAUGCUUCAAGCCUUAUCCCCAAAUCUCAAGUGCAAGAAGUUCCAAAGAGCUUGUUGAGCUUAGACUCGAUUCUGGACGAGUACAUAACGCUCAAGGAGCAGAAGGUUUGGGUGGACCAUGAACGGCGUCGUUUGGAGCAGGAAAAGCUGCGGGUGCACAAUUUGUUGAGUGGGAUGCAGAGCGUGAUGAAUGUUUACAACUCCGGCGAAAAUGCUGCUGCUACCCCUCCACAUGCGCUGCCUCUGGCUGCUGGUGGAUCUGCGGCCAUGGCUUCUCAUGCUGAGGCUGGCGUUGCAAGGCCCACAGGCCAAUACCCUAUGUACAACAGUCCAGCUUUGAUGUCCACAACAAAGCCCUCAAACAUUCAGAAAGACCAUGCAACCGCAAAAAGGAAAGAGUCCAUAGAUAUGCCCCAUGGCCCCGUGAUUUUGAAGAAAUCUCGCAAGUGCCCACAAAACAGAGAUAAUAGUUUAGCUACAAAAUCGAGUGGUGCAAAAAUCAACCAAGAGAAACCUCUACUUAAUUCUGCAGCUCAGUCAUGUGCUUGUGAUAAUGCUCCUAAUGGGUCAAAUGUCGUAAAAUGUCUUUUCAAUCACGAACCUCUUUCUACUCCACCAAAUGCAUCUGUUCCUAAAACGCCCCCACGAGCUUCUUCAUCCCAGACCGAGAAAUCCGGUUCACCUUUCGAAGCUUGUUCGACCGCUACUUCCAUUAAAGGCAAUAAUAAUAAUAAUACCUCUCCUCAGGUCAUGUCUUCUAAUUGCACAACGAUAAUAUCUUCAGAAACAAUCAGGGUCAGUCCCAACAAGCAAAUAUCUUAUUACUCGAUAGAGAAAAACCAAAUAACUUGUUCCCCGCUAAAGGCAAACACAAAGGGUGGUUCUAGCACAAAAAAAGAUCAUCAUGUCAGGGGGAGACUCGAUUUCGGAACUUCUGAAAUGCCGAUGAUUACAGAGAACUUAAGCCCGAACGCGACUUUAACGUCUGAAUCUGAGGGAGGGGAUAUUCUUGACUUGGAUUUGGAUGCUUUAGGCUUGGACUUCAAUCUUUCGGAAUUUCUGAUUGAUUUAGAUAUGUCAAGUGAAGGAUUGGGUUUGCCAUCAAAUCAAGGACUGGAUUCAUCUCCAGAUUGUCACUCAUGGUCGCCUUCUAAAGCAGGCAAAGCUGAAAUGGGUUCUAGACAAGUCACACCAGAUAUGAUUUGCAUGGGUUCAGAUUCUAUUACUGCCAUGAGGUCGGUUACUAAAUGUAUCACCAUCGUUAGCCCUGGUAAUUUUCUGUUCUAG
Messenger RNA from Striga asiatica, 1579 nucleotides. NCBI's taxonomy places the organism in Eukaryota, Viridiplantae, Streptophyta, Magnoliopsida, Lamiales, Orobanchaceae. The record is from the annotation of a GenBank genome assembly.